This is a messenger RNA of Girardinichthys multiradiatus, 1138 nucleotides long. RefSeq names its product guanine nucleotide-binding protein subunit gamma 4-like. The transcript is spliced from 6 exons. NCBI's taxonomy places the organism in Eukaryota, Metazoa, Chordata, Actinopteri, Cyprinodontiformes, Goodeidae. The record is from RefSeq and is a predicted model, not a curated record. Bases 489 to 836 code for a protein of 115 amino acids.
AUUUAUUUCCCCCAGAAACCCGCAGUUACUGACGGUUCCAUCAUGUCAGCUUCAUUUAGGCGCUUGUUUUUCGGUGAACUUUUCCCUGCUAACGGACUCAAACUUGAGCUGUUGGCCUCUGGUCAUAACUCCAUUAAACGGGAUUUUUCACUAAAUUCUGGACAGAACUUGCUAAGUUCACUUUUAAGAUCUAAGAUCAGUUGACUGGUCAGACCUGGACUUGGAUGUUCUACUGAAUACAUCAUCUUUUACAUCUAACCAUCUUCUGCUGUUCAUCAAAGUUCUGGUCAUGGAGAUAUAAAAUGAAUUGUGACAACGAUAAACUCCAAUUAACGAUGACUGAAAACCACCAAAUUUGACAGUAUUGUCAGGGGCGCUACUUCUGGUAUUUUCUUCAUGGUUUCCUCCAUGGGAGCUUCAAUAAAUAUUCCUAAUAUGUUUCCUGGAAGUUCCUGUGACAGCUGAAGGAUUUCCUUCACAGACGGAGAAUGCAGGUUCUGCCAAUCUGGGGGCUCGCCAUCCCUCUCCCAGCUGUGAUGAUGAUCACGGUCAGUCUUUACAUGGUGGUCCUGGGGGUCGGGCUGUGGAUUCGAUACUGCCUCAAGGACUAUUGUUCCCUUGGAUGUGGCAGCUGCUGUCCAAACAUCUCUGUGUGUGAGCAGUGCUUCAGACUGGCUGUAAUGUGUGAUUGCCGUCUGCCAGGCGUCAGCUCCUUCCUGCCUGAUUCCUGCUCCUCACCUUCUGUGGGCUGCAGUUCUGAUCCUGUCAGCCGUGAGGAGUGUUUAAAACCCAGAGUGCGUCAACAUGGACUGUGCCUGCACCUGUCAGCCUCCUGAGUGCGACUCCUGCAACUGCCUCUGCUUUGAGAUCCGGAUCAAGUAGGAGAGAGGAGCGGUGCUGAUCCAUUUGGAAUUUAUGGUGAAUAACUGACAUGAUGAGAUGCAACUCCAAACUGUCACCAUGACUCGUUCUCACUUGUUCCCUCAGUAGUUUACUAUCAGACUAACUCUAGUUUUAGAGUUAGUUAUUUUCUUUGGAUGGUGUGGACUUAUUAUUUUUUAUUGUUCCUGUCUAAACACACUUAAAAAACAAAUGAUAUGUAUAUAUUUUCCUAAAUAAAGCCAAAACUGAAAUCUAA